GGCUCUGGUAACUCCCCCGGGGUCCUGGGCUCUGCAGACCCGCUCUCAGCCCCUCCCCCAGGACUCGCCUAACGGCAGCCUUGCUCAUCCGGGAGGUGGUCCGGCUCUAGCUCAUCCGGGAGGUGGUCCGGCUCUAGCUCAUCCGGGAGGUGGUCCGCUCGGUGAGGACACCAUGGGGUGCAGGUGCCCCGAGGACCUCUCCCAGGUGCGGGACGGCAGGACACUUCCUGUCUGCGUGGGAACCGCCUCUGCACGGGGGACCGUGUGCCUUGUUCUGGAGUUUCUCUGUGGUGCUCCUCGCUGGGGACAACCCUCAUGCCCAAAGAGCACAUUCUGGGGGGGGCGGGGGGGGUGUUCUUUCCUCCUUCUGUCUGAAGCUCAGGGAGUCAUUUUCCUUGGAGGCAAAAUGAUGAGUCCCUGGGAGAUGCCAGGGUUCACCGGAGCCCCCUGUCCAGGGCCACGGGACGGGGCUGGGCUCCUGUCACCGCUUCAGCUGGGUUUGAGGAGGCCCCUGGGGCGGCAGCUGGGAGAGGCCAGGUCCCGGCCUCUGUUCUCCUAACAAGGAUGCAGGCGCUGUGUGUCCCCAUCCAGGCUGCCCACACGCCCCAGUGAGGUUCGCCAACACACACUUACAGAAUCUUGAGGAUGGGGUUACACAAUUCCUGAUCCGCCUUCAUUCCAGACACCUGCGUGGGUGCCGGGCAGGUGGUGGCCUAUCGUGCUUGGAUGGCACAUCAAGGAAUGGUUCCUGGGGGUGUGUGUGUAUGGCACAGCCCAGCCCCUGACCGCCUGGAUGCCAGCUGCGUGAAUGUCAGCCUCCCGCCCCAGGAGGUCUGGGGUCCCACACUCACUCCUGCAGGGACACAGUUGACACCAAGUGAGAGCUGACAGAGUUCUGGGAUAGGCCACAAGUGAAGAUGGAUGGCAGGGAGCCAGUAGAGUAUGUCAAAGACCCUCUUAUGGACGAGGUAGAGGACCCGUCUUUGUUGUUGCCGAGGCAGAAUGAGGCAGAACCAGCGGUGUUGGCUUUUGCUGUACUAGAGACAUUCUAGAGCAGGAAGAAAUUUUUCCUACACUCUUAGGUUCUGUGACUGAGACCUGCAAACUAAAAUGGUGAAAGACGGGAGUGCCUAGCUGGCUCCGUGGGUGGAGCAUGCCCCUCUUGAAUUUAGGGUUGAGAGUUCGAGCCCCGUGUUGGGCAUAGAGCUUGUCCAAAAAGUAAAAUAAAAUAAAAUACAAAAUAAAAUGACAAAAGACAGAUGGGCAGGAGAAAAGGUUGAUUCUGUACAUGUACAGAGGCCUUCACGGACAAGACGUAGAUUCACGGAGAGAGACUUACGGGCUAACCUGCCAUUUCAACAACGGGUGACACGUUCGGGGGGAGGCGACAAGCCAGAGGAAAAGGGGUCGGCAUCACAGCGACAGUCAAUUAUGAGAAGGCACAUGUUUGGGGGACGCGACGGGGAGAGCUCCGACAGUGGGAGACUGGCCAGAGGAAGGGCCACACGCGCACCAGAAGGAACUCGUCCCUCGCGGACGGUGGCACGGGGUGGACUCUGAUGGGCGGACAGGUGAGCACUUCCGGCAGCUUCCGGAGCCUGCCGUGCACCACAAAUGCGGACUGGAUGUCGGCGCUGUGCCCGGUGCUCUGGGACGUGCCCCUCCACCAGCUGUCCAUCCCAGGUGCUGGGUGUCACGGAGCAGCUGGACGAGGGCGUGCGGUACCUGGACCUGCGGAUCGCACACAUGCGGGACGGCUCGGAGAAGAACCUGCACUUUGUGCACAUGGUGUACACGACGGCGCUGGUGGAGGACACGCUCACGGAGAUCUCCGAGUGGCUGGAGAGCCACCCCCGGGAGGUGGUCAUCCUGGCCUGCAGGGACUUCGAGGGCAUGACGGACGGCCUGCACGAGUACCUGGUCGCCUGCAUCAGGAACAUCUUUGGGGACAUGCUGUGUCCGCGAGGGGUGAGGAGGGCCCCUGGGGCCGGGGUUGGGCCGGGUUGGAAGGGUGGGCUUAUCCGCUGGUUCUGCUGUGCAUGGUUCGGGGAGAAGUCUGCUGCGUCCUGAGGCUCCGGUCCUCGGGAUGCCCCGAGAGGAGAAGGCCCGGCUUGUCCGGUGCAGAGUGCAGCUUGCCAGAGGCCCCUGCGCUGCCCGCGCACAGGAGGGCCACUUCCUUUGCACCUCAGGAGGUGCCGACACUGAACCAGAUGUGGUCACGCGGCCAGCAGGUCAUUCUGUCCUACGAGGAGGACAGCGUUGUGAACCGGCACGCGGAGCUGUGGCCUGGGAUCCCCUACUGGUGGGGCGACCAGGUGAAACCCCAGGAGCUCAUCCGCUACCUGGAGCGCAUGAAGAGCUGCGGCCGCCCGGGUGAGCACGUCCUGUGCACUCACGGGACCCCAGCCUGCAGGCGGGCUGUUCGUGGCGGGCAUCAACCUGACGGAGAACCUGGCGUACGUCCUGGGGCACCCGACCGAGUCCCUCAGGAAGAUGACGCUCCCCAGCCUGCCGUGCCUCCGUGCGUGGGUCCGGGAGCAGAGCCCGGGGCCGGGCGCUCAGUGCACCAACAUCAUCGCCGGCGACUUCAUCGGGGUGGACGCGUUCGUGGGCGACGUCAUAAGACUCAACGAGAAGCUGCUUCGAUGCUGACCCCUUCCGCAGCUCCCGCGGACAGUGGGCGGGCAGCGUGGACCCGGGGCGGGCUCCCUGCCUCCCCCUGACGUCUGGGCGUCCACGGGGGUGGCCCCGGGCUUCCCAGGUCUUUGGCGUUGCCCGGGCGGAUUCACGGAACCCGGUCACGGCCCACGGUGCCGUGUGCUCGCAACGGAGAGGACGGAUGGACGGAACUCGGGGUCUGCUCGAGGUGCAGCCCAGGCGGGGCUGUGGCCGCCGUGGGGCGUCCCUUCCCCUGGGGCCUCGAGGGCAGCAGGAGGACGUCCUCAUGGCUUCCAGCAGCCGCGUGAGGCCUCGUCACACCGUGUCUGUUGGGUAGGACUGAGCGCGCCGGAAUCCCUCUGAGAAAACCACGGAAAUGGGGAGAAGCUCCUUCUCAUUCUCGUGGCAUCACGGCCUGUGUGUCUCCCCGAGGGCCGUGGGCCCUGGGGGCUGGUUUCACGUCGGCUCCCCUGAUGGUAAUGGAAGGCCCGUG
Molecule: messenger RNA, 3151 nt
Organism: Mustela erminea (ermine)
Lineage: Eukaryota; Metazoa; Chordata; Mammalia; Carnivora; Mustelidae
Gene: PLCXD1
Product: phosphatidylinositol specific phospholipase C X domain containing 1
Exons: 7
Coding region: 1560-2723 (387 amino acids)
Biological process (GO): lipid metabolic process
Molecular function (GO): phosphoric diester hydrolase activity
Source: RefSeq, a predicted model, not a curated record